Molecule: messenger RNA, 762 nt
Organism: Prorocentrum cordatum
Lineage: Eukaryota; Dinophyceae; Prorocentrales; Prorocentraceae
Source: the annotation of a GenBank genome assembly
AUGUUCAGCGUUUUGUUUUUGUUCGGGGGGCGGCCCGGCCCCGCCGCACCCGUCGCGCGCGCCCGAGGGAUCCCGCGCGGGGCGCACCCCUUUGCGCCCCCCGCGGCCGAGAUGCCGCCCAAGCGAGGAAAGACCGUGGAGCAGAUCUACCAGAAGAAGACCCAGGUGGAGCAUAUCCUGCUGCGGCCGGACACCUACGUCGGCUCGGUGGAGAAGCAGGAUGAGCAGCUCUGGGUGUGGGACGCGAAGAAGGGCGAGAUGGCGUACAGAAGCUUGAACUACGUGCCGGCGCUGUACAAGAUCUUCGAUGAGAUCCUCGUGAACGCCGCCGACAACCUCCAACGCGACCCGAAGAUGAACCAAAUCCGGGUUGACAUCGACAGCAAAAAGGGCAGGAUCAAAAUCUGGAAUAACGGAAAAGGAUUGCCGGUCCAGAUCCACAAGAAGCACAAGGUGUUCGUGCCCGAGCUGGUCUUCGGACACCUGCUCACCAGCGACAACUACGACGACAGCCAGAAGAAGGUGACCGGCGGCCGGAAUGGCUUCGGGGCCAAGCUUACGAACGUCUUCAGCAAGAAGUUCGUCAUCGAGACGUCGGACAAGGGGAAGAAGUACAGGCAAGAGUGGACGAACAACAUGAGCAAGAAAGGCAAGCCUGUCAUCAAGAAGUGCUCCGGUGGUAACUAUACGUGCGUCGAGUUCUGGCCAGACCUCUCCAAGUUUGGCAUGAAGGAAUUGGAGGCCGCACGUGUGUGCAUGUAG